This is a messenger RNA of Protobothrops mucrosquamatus (brown spotted pit viper), 1233 nucleotides long. Its product is annotated as zinc finger protein 501-like. Gene Ontology annotation, biological process: regulation of transcription by RNA polymerase II. NCBI's taxonomy places the organism in Eukaryota, Metazoa, Chordata, Lepidosauria, Squamata, Viperidae. Gene Ontology annotation, molecular function: RNA polymerase II cis-regulatory region sequence-specific DNA binding; DNA-binding transcription factor activity. The coding region runs from base 1 to 1233 and encodes 410 amino acids. The transcript has 3 exons. The record is from RefSeq and is a predicted model, not a curated record.
AUGUCUUUUGUUCGAAAAACAAGUCUCAAAAUCCACGGGAAAAUUCACAUGGAAAUAAAACCUUAUAAAUGCUUAGAGUGUGGGAAAUGUUUCACUCGGACUUCAUCACUUUGCAAUCAUAAUAAAAGACACACAGAGGAGGAAAGCAGAACGUGCCUAGAAUGUGGGAAAUGUUUUUCCAGGAAAUCAUCCCUGCGGCAACAUCAGACAAUCCACACUGGGGAGAGACCCCAUGAAUGCCCAGAAUGUGAGAAACGAUUUGGGAAUCCUUCCACACUUUGGAGUCACCAAAAGACGCACACGGAGGAAAAACCUUAUAAAUGUAACGAUUGUGAGAAAUGUUUUCCUCUAAAGAAAAGUCUUUUUCGACAUCAGAUAAUCCACACAGGGGAGAAACCCUAUCAGUGCAUUGAGUGUGGAAAUUUUUUUCGUUCGAUAUCAAACCUCGGACAGCAUAAGAAAAUUCAUAGAGGGGAAAAAAAAUACAAAUGUUUAGACUGUGGGAGAGCAUUUAUUAAUUCAGAUCGUCUUAGAAGUCACUGGCAAGCCCAUAUAGGAGAGAAGCCCCAUAAAUGCUUGGAGUGCGAUAAAUGUUUUUCUAGGAGAUACAGCCUUUUGAUACAUCAGAGUACCCAUAGUGGAGAGAAACCACAUAAAUGUUCGGAGUGUGGGAGAUGUUUCGCCCGAAAAACAAACCUAACUCGACACGAGAGACUUCACACUGGAGACAGGCCCUAUCAGUGCCCUGAAUGUGACAAGCGAUUUCUGGUGUCUGCUGAACUCCGGAUACACCAGAGAACCCACAGUGGAGAGAAACCAUAUAAAUGUCCGGAGUGUGGGAGAUGUUUCGCCCAAAGGACACACCUAACUCAUCAUGAGAGACUUCACACCGGAGACAGGCCCUAUCAAUGCCCAGAAUGUGACAAGCGAUUUGCGGUGUCUGCUGAACUCCGGAGACACCAGAGGAGGCACACAGGAGAGAAGCUCUAUAAAUGUGGGGCGUGUGCGAAAAGUUUUCCUACAGUAACACUGCUUCGAGUUCAUGAGAGAAUCCACACAGGGGAGAAGGAGAUAUCAGAAAACUCAAAUGGGAAAAGGCCUUACGCCCUGAUGGUGGACCAGUUUUUUAUAGUUGUUCAACCCUUAGAAGUCAUCCACCACGGACUGAAGCCCUACAAAUGUGGAGAGUGUGGGAAGCAUUUUGCUAAAGGCUGGGACAUCAGAGCUCCUUAG